Owenia fusiformis is the source of this 1446-nucleotide messenger RNA. The record is from the annotation of a GenBank genome assembly. Lineage: Eukaryota; Metazoa; Annelida; Polychaeta; Sabellida; Oweniidae.
UAUGUAGUUGUACAUGUAGUGACUUUAUUUGUUAUCUCCCUUGCUGUAUUUGCAUUUAAACCAAAUAUACACAAUAGUGAUUGUUUAACAAACGUUAUGUCUGAUGGCAAAAUCUUGUACCCCCAGCCUACUUUGGACGAGGGGAUCACGAAGGGACGAUUCAAAGGAAAAAUCGUCAUAGUAACUGGAGGUGCUUCUGGUAUUGGAAAAGAAACAGCGAGGCGUUUCCUUAACGACGGUGCUACUGUAGCAAUUUUCGACAUCAAUGACGACGCCAUCAGAGAAACAGAACACGAAUUCAACGAACAGGGGUUUCACCCAGAAUUCCACAGCGUUGAUGUUUCCGAUAAAGCCCAAUGUCUUUCGGGAGUAGGAAAGGUUGCAGACGCCAAUGGUGCAGUCAUACAUUAUCUUGUUAAUUGCGCUGUCUAUUUUGGCUCUCAAGGUCUUGAGGCCGAACACAAGGACUGGUCCAGAACAAUGGCGGUGAAUGUCGAGGGUAUAUCCAAUAUGGUCCAAUCAUGUUAUCCUUAUAUGGUCAAAGCUAAGAAUAGUUCAAUUUAGAGCUAAGUCGACUUGUUUAUUGUAGCUGGUGGUCGUGAAUGCGGGAUUGUAAACUUAUCCAGUAUUUCGGCCCAUCGAGCCCAGAAAGCAAGAUGGACGUACUCGGCUUCAAAGGGAGCCAUUCUUUCACUCACUCGGUGCAUGGCUUUGGAUCUUUCCCAAGAUGGCAUCCGUGUCAAUUCCAUCAGUCCGGCCUGGAUAUGGAGCCCUGAGGGGGCCAAAGGAGCUGGAUUUGACAGAAAGUCAUCGGAGGCUAGAGGAGGCAAUUUUCACAUGUUAAGGCGAUUUGGCGAAAUGGCCGAAUGCGCAGCAACAAUAACUUUCCUGUGUAGCAAAGACGCUUCGUUUAUAACUGGCACAGAUUUAGGAGUGGACGGGGGUUACCUUUCGAUGUCUGCGGAGGGAUUUGGAGAAAGCUCGUCAUUCGCCGGAAGUGCUUUGAAAGUUGAUCAAUAGGCAUAACGUGGUUGAAGAUGGGGCCAGCUGGGAAGUUGGGGCCAGCUGGGAAGGUGGUGUUGAACAUGAGACAGAUGGACUACCCCUUGAUGAAAUAAUUUUUUGACCACAGGGUUACAUGUUUUCGGAGAUAUAAUUGCUAUCUACUGAUCCAUCUGUGCAAAUGCAGUCAUAUCAAUCGAGGUCAUUCAAUAGUAUACUAAAUUUAUACAAAGAUUUUGAACUGCUCUAGAAAAUUUGAAUAAGCUUGCACUAGAUUGUCCCACAACAAGUUUUCAAUCAAAUAUUAUCUGUCUGCAAACCAAUACUCAUAUUUGAAAGGUUUUGUUUAUUGUCGUUAUACAUAUAGUCUUUUUAUUCCUAUAUAUUAAUAUAAUAUACAGUAUUAUCAUAUCUGAAUGGAAAUUGUUUACAAUAUAUAGAGGG